Messenger RNA from Colletotrichum lupini, 1182 nucleotides. RefSeq lists its product as uncharacterized. The record is from RefSeq and is a predicted model, not a curated record. The coding region runs from base 1 to 1182 and encodes 393 amino acids. The transcript has 2 exons. NCBI's taxonomy places the organism in Eukaryota, Fungi, Ascomycota, Sordariomycetes, Glomerellales, Glomerellaceae.
AUGGCCUCGCCUACUCACGACCCGGCUGACAUUCUUUGCUGGAUGAGGGAUGUGUCCGGAAAUUUGGAGGACAUAAGCUCACUCGAAGAAGAGGUCCCCAAUCCCCCUGAGAUUAAGCAAAUUCAAGAGACUAGUUCUGGUACCGCUUACAUUGCUGACCGGUCUGCUUCUGGAAGUGGAUCACGGGCAAGCGAAUCUGGAGAGACGCCAGCUCUGACGACAAAUUCAACAUGUACCAAACGCUCCUCACGAUCUGAAGAUGGAACUGACGAUGAAAGUGUUAAGAGACGUAGGUGCAGCUACGUUCAGUCGCCAACGUUUAUACAAAGCCCAUGGGAAUCUGCGACCGGUUGCCAUAUGUACUACCGAAACAGCUGUCGCCCAAGAAAGCUGGAAACUGUCACAUCGUCUUACUGGCCAGAUAUUCGCGACGUCUAUGCCAGAUCACUUCAUGACCCGAGCAUCAAAUGUUGCGUUCCCUGUUCCAUCUGUCAUGAGGAUUGCGCAGACGAAAGUACAUCGCGGGCAAAAAGCGAUCAGCCAAAGGACUGCCCAGUGUGCAGAAGGUUGCUCCAAUGCUCCGAAUGCAAGGAAGCCUUUAUGUUCUCGAUCCUUUGUCGCGAUUCUUACGUCCCGAAUCUGAAGACCAAAACCUACAGCGAGCAGCCAAUGGAGCAGACCAUUUGCAACGAUUGUCAGGCCGAGACUGAUUUCGGAAGUCGAAUCCUCCAAGGUGAGCAUAUUGCCGAGCCAUUUCCCCGCGGCGGCGCUCCCCGACAUAUGAUAGAUUGGUACCGUCAUGUAAGGGAUGAGUUUGAAACCAAAGCAAAGUUGAGCUUGGGUGACGGAAUGAGACCGAUCGACGUCUCCGGCAUGAUUCACAAAGAGAUUUUCGCCGAGAUGGAAUCAUGGCUGUAUUUUCUGAAGGAGGAUGUGGCUCACAGAGUACAGGCAAGUAUCGCUAAGAUUGAGACAGAGUUGGAUGAAACUCACUGGUGGAAUCGCGCUGGAGUGGACGCGGAAGAAGAGUUCGACAUCAACCCAGGCUAUGGCAAUCGCUUAGAUGGUGGCGAGGACCGCGGCGAGGACGGCAUGAGUUACGAGGGCUUUGAUGGCCGCUGGCAUGGCGAUGAGACUCAGGCUGGGGACAGAGAUUACGAUGCCGCUAACUAUACUUGGUGA